This is a messenger RNA of Mya arenaria, 2241 nucleotides long. RefSeq names its product fatty acid synthase-like. Gene Ontology annotation, molecular function: oxidoreductase activity; fatty acid synthase activity. Gene Ontology annotation, biological process: fatty acid biosynthetic process. The coding region runs from base 1 to 2241 and encodes 746 amino acids. The transcript has 14 exons. The record is from RefSeq and is a predicted model, not a curated record. Lineage: Eukaryota; Metazoa; Mollusca; Bivalvia; Myida; Myidae.
AUGAACCCCAAAGGCAGAGGACUAGUGGACUGGGAAGGACAGGGACUGGGAAAGAUGUUCAGUGGAUAUGACAACAGUGGAAAGAGGGUGAUCGGAUUUGUGCCUACAGGGGCAAUGGCCACCAAAGUGUAUGCAGAGAAGGUUCACCAGUGGCGGGUUCUUGAUUCUUGGAGCCUGCAGGAAGCCAGCACCGUGCCUCUACCAUAUUUCCAGGCUUACCAUGCCCUGGUGCAGAGGGCAGGGAUUGACAAGAAUAAGAGUGUACUUGUGGUAGGAUCAGGAGCUGAGGGUCGUGCAGGGGUGGCGGUGGCCAUGCAGUAUGCCUGCUCUGUGUAUGUGGCAGCAGAAACUGACAAGCACAAAAUCAUGUUACUGGAAGACUUCCAGGAUUUAAAAGAUUGGACAUUCUUAAAGCAGGAUAUGCACGGGGAAGUUUUGCGAAGAACCAAUGGACAAGGAGUGGAUAUAGUGUUCCACUGUGGUGAGCCAGGCAGCCUGCAGACUGUGUGCCCACUAGUAAGGGAUGGUGGGAGUCUAAUGCAGUGCCACACCACAGGAAAUGUACCAGCCGAUGAAGGUCAAGGGACGGUGCUUAUUAGCCUGCUACAGAGGAAUUGUCGCCUCUGUCACAUCAGUAUAGACAGGCUGGACAGGGAAAUUGAACAUCAUGCCGCUCUGCUGCUGGCUGAAGGUAUCGAUUCUGGAGCCGUGAGGCCUUUCUCUUCCAAAUUGUUUGAGGUGGAUAAGGUACAUCAGGCCAUCAGCUACAAGGAGGCCCAUCCUUCAGAUUCCGUGGUCUUGAAGCUAGGAGAAAGCAAGCCAGGUCCCCUGGAAGUGGAGGCCGUGACGCGCCUGUUACUUGCCCCUCACAAGGUGUAUGUUGUCCUGGGAGGCCUUGGGGAGCUGGGGCUGCAGCUGGCUCACUGGCUUGUACAGCGUGGGGCCAGGAAGCUCCUCCUUACAGCUGACUCAGGAAAAGAGACAGGAUACGAACAACGGAAACUUCGUGAGUGGAAGAAAAUGGGUGUUACAGUAAUGGUUUCUGAGAGAAUCACUGGUACCCAGUUCUGUGCAGUUGUGCUGAUAACUGAUGCCAAGAAACUGGGACCAGUAGGAGGAAUAUUUGAUAUAAAAAUGGGAGAGGAUUGCUACUCCAGGGUCAAAAACCUAGAAACUGUUGUGAGGGAUACAUGCAGGAGCAUCAACUGGUUUAUUGUGUUUAGGAGGGAUAGCCAGUCAACAGAACUGUUGGAAUGGUGUGAGGGCAAGAUCGAUGAAAAUUACAAAGUCCAAGUCAUUAAACUGGUUGACCAUCAACAAAUUGGAUGUCCAUCUCCUUGGCGACUACCACCAAAUGACCUUGAGGCAGCUAUGUUGCAGGACUGCACUGAAUGUGAUUUAUGCCUGGAUGCAGGGGGAACACAAGAAAGAAAGGCCAAAAAUGAAACCACCUUGGAGUGUUUGUGCAGAUUAUCAGGUGUGCUUGACAUGUCCAGUUUGGAAGGGUCCCUGAGCCUGAAUCAGCUGGGGUUAGACAUACUGGACAUUGCAGAGCUUAAACUGCAUGUUGACAAACUGGCAUGGUUCACAUCCCAAGAGUUGAAGCAUAUGAAGGUCGAAGAAUUGCUCGACUUACUGCCAGAAAGUACUGAUGAUAAGAAAAGUGAAGAGGAAACUGAGAACCACUCAAUGGCCGACUUGACUGAUUCAGACAACAAGAAGUUGAGGCCUCUCCUACCAUCUUUCAGUGACCAACAAAUGAUAGUUAAGCUGAACAGUUGGCCUCAACCUGCAAUGCCUGUCUAUAUUAUAUACAAUGAUGAGACUGUUUGGGAGGUGUUAGAGCUAGCUAGAAUGGUAAAGGCCCCAGUGUACGGCCUCCAUGUCACUGCUGACACACCCACAAUGUCUGUGAAUGCCCUUGCUGGAUACUUCCUGCAGAAUCUCUGCUUGAACAACAAUUGUGAACCAUUCAUUCUGAUUGGUCACAAGUUUGGUUGCCCUGUUGCCAUAGAGAUGACCUUACAACUAGACACAGAUGACCUUGACCUUGUGAAACAGCUUAUCUGCUUAGAGGGCUCACAGAUGUAUGUGAUGGCUGGGGAAAAUGACUGUGUCUCAUCAAAGGGGGAAUACGACAAAGAUGAGAUGGAAGAAAUGGCGUUGAUCUCGUUCUUACAGAGUUUUGAUGUUACUUCUGAAGAGGUUGGAUUUAGCUUUAGAAGUACUGGAGAAUUUUGA